CAUGGUCCUCCUGACGUCCUCCUCUGAUGAAGAGUCUCUUGAAUUCGCCUGGCUUUGGAAUCACAGGAAGUUCAGGGUUUCUUUCAGUGCACCAAAAAACUCUUUCUGAGCGAUCGGGCCACAGAACUUCAGAUCAAGGAGUUUGUGCGUAAAAAUGCAGCUAAUGCACUGUCAGUUGCCAACAUGGUCAUGGGCAUGGCCUCGAUUCUCAGCAGCCUUAAUGGGCACCAUCACGCUGCGUGUUGGCUCGUUCUGAUUGGCUACCUCCUGGAUUUGGCAGAUGGAGCAGUUGCCAGGCAACUCAAUGCAUGCUCUGCACUGGGUGCCAAGCUAGAUGAUUUUGCUGACUUCACGACCUUUGGGAUUGCAACGUCGUUGCUCCUGAGAACAUCUGAUCUGCUCGACAACAUCCUGUGCAUGUGUUACGUCCUUUCUGUCUUUGUCCGCCUCUGUUUCUUCUCCAGUGGGAUCCCUUUCAUGUAUCGUGGUCUGCCCUGUAUUUACUCGUCGGCCAUCUUGGCAAGUGCCUCUUUGCUGUCGGGGGGAAACAUGGCAUUGCUCCGAGUCAUUGCAGUUGCCAUGAUCCUCUUCAUGAUCAGCCAGAACUUUUACCCUCACGACAGAGUGCUGGAGUCGCAGGCCUGGAAGAAAGUAGUCUACGCUGGAGGAAUCAUCAUGUUGUUCUGCUCUUCCUUCCCUCCUGCAUGUAUGUACUACCUGCUGUGGUCUGUCUCCUACAUUUUGUUCCCAACAUCGCUAUGGAGCAGUAAAGUGUAAAAGGGAUGCUGGUACGCUUAAAAAUACUCCCAAAUAGGUUUACCUCAGCCCGUCCAGGUGAACCAAGGCUUACAGAUUGCUGCUGCGCCUUACUGCCGUGGAGCAUUUAAGCUAAUUCAUGCAUCACAUGCAUACACUCUGCUUAUCGGUUGUUUUUUUUGUUUUUUUUGAGAUGACACCUCUGGGGGAAUCUAAAAUCAGUCAGAAUGAUGAGCAAGGCAUUUUAUGUUACUGGUGAGGAUUAACCUUCAUCCUGUCAUCUAUUAAACCCCCUUCUUCAGUAUUAAUCCAAUCUUGGUCAGUAUUGGGAGCACAUGGCAGCAGGCACUUCUACAGUACGAUUCUAAAUAUUAUUU
Molecule: messenger RNA, 1133 nt
Organism: Oreochromis aureus
Lineage: Eukaryota; Metazoa; Chordata; Actinopteri; Cichliformes; Cichlidae
Gene: tmem269
Product: transmembrane protein 269
Exons: 7
Coding region: 184-777 (197 amino acids)
Biological process (GO): phospholipid biosynthetic process
Cellular component (GO): membrane
Molecular function (GO): phosphotransferase activity, for other substituted phosphate groups
Source: RefSeq, a predicted model, not a curated record